Molecule: messenger RNA, 2020 nt
Organism: Lytechinus variegatus (green sea urchin)
Lineage: Eukaryota; Metazoa; Echinodermata; Echinoidea; Temnopleuroida; Toxopneustidae
Product: carboxypeptidase E-like
Exons: 7
Coding region: 1-1254 (417 amino acids)
Biological process (GO): proteolysis
Molecular function (GO): metallocarboxypeptidase activity; zinc ion binding
Source: RefSeq, a predicted model, not a curated record
AUGUAUCAUCUUUCAAGGAUGUUGCCGCAACGUGUGUUUGGAGAGCCAGAGAUGAAAUACAUAGCAAACAUGCACGGCAAUGAACCCAUUGGUCGAGAGCUCCUUAUUCACCUCGCCGAAUACCUAUGUAUGCAAUACUACAAGAAGGAUUUCAGGAUACAACGACUGGUCAAUGAGACUAGGUUACAUAUCUUAUUUUCGAUGAAUCCAGACGGCUUUCAGGAAGCCUACGAGCUCUUCAAUUCUUCUCAGGGACUGUCGCUGCCUUUCUACGGAAGAACGAAUGCGAAUGGAGAGGAUCUUAACAGAAACUUUCCUAACCUCAACAACAUGGCGUACGAGAGCGAGCGUCUAGGAGGCCAAAAUCAUCAUUUCAUUCCACUCAAAUCGGAUCUUUUAAAGCUUCAGCCCGAGACAGCCAACCUUCUAAGAUGGAUAAGCGACUACCCAUUCGUGUUAUCGGCCAACCUCCACGAAGGCGAGAUGGUUGCCAACUACCCUUACGACACGAGCAGAAGCAGAAGAAGUUUCUACACCGCCAGUCCCGACGAUGCUGUCUUCAAGCAUCUUGCAGAGACCUACGCUACCAAACACGCCUUCAUGAGCACCAGGACGGAACCUUGCCCCUACUCGGGUGCAGAGGUCUUCAACGGGGGCAUCACCAAUGGCGCUGAUUGGUACUCCAUCAAAGGAGGUAUGCAGGACUACAACUACCUGGCUACGAACUGUUUUGAGAUCACGGUCGAGAUGGGAUGCCUCAAGUUUCCCCCAGCAAGCAGGCUACCAGAUCUCUGGGAUGAUAAUAAAGAAGCACUCAUAGGAUUCAUGGAACGGGUACACAUCGGAAUAAAAGGAAAGGUUACUGACACUAAAGAACAGCCGAUUCCAGAUGCCGUUAUCAAAGUAACGGGGCCAGCAAUAAAUCAUGACGUCACUACAGCUAUCGAUGGUGACUUCUGGCGACUCUUGAUGCCCGGUCUCUACACAAUCACAGCCACCGCUCCAGGUUACGAGCCCCAGAGUCGCGUUGCAACCGUCAAGAGGAACAGGUCUACUUGGAUGACUUUUACCCUCCACAAGGAAGAACCCAAACCGGAGUGCAUCGAAGAGGAGGAGGACGAACUCGACAAUGCGAACAUCCUCUUCGAGAUCAAAGAAGCUUUCAAGGAUAUGGGAUACGCUAAAAAGAAAGGCUGUGCACCAGAACGUCCGAGAGAGCAAGUAAACAGAGGACCGCUCCUUGCUACGACCUGAAACAAAGAAGAACAGACACUGAAUUUAGUGAUUGCGACUACAGCAUAAAACAAAUAGCGAUAUUUUUGUAUUGAAGAUGACAAAAAAAUUAUUAGCAUUUAAAUUAAUGCGAUAUGCGUACUGGAAUCUGUUCUACUUUAGCAGUAUUUUGUAGACAUUUUGGGACUUAGGCUUCUUUUUAAUGCUUGUCCUGCCAGGUAUGAUGAUAUAUUUUAUUUCCACUGGAAAUUCUCGUAGAUGGUCAGUAAUUCUCAGAUCAUCUGAUAUCAUCAUGGCUUAACCCGCUUCGUCUGCUAUCAGUUGACCAGUUUGGAGUUACUUCAUGGGCAAUUAUGGCCAAAUGACCUUAUUUCUUUCAUUAUGAUAGGCAGAUUUUAAAGCAAGAUAUUACGUAAGCAUGCCUUACAUAGCAAGAUGGAGAAAUGGAAUCGCACAAUAACGUCGUUGGCCUAUUAGAGUGCUAACAGUAAGCCCAGUCACAUCUCCCACAUAGUGAAGUCAAAACAUUUAUUUCAAUGUGAAAGUAAUGCAUUGUCGCUGCCACAACAACUGGUUGUAACAAGGCCUCUGUUUGCGUAUUGUUAGCUCUAACAACGUUUCUGUGCGAUCGUAUUAUAGGUGAAUGGAAUAGCACACCAAUGAACACUCUAUGAAGGUAUUUGUUCCAUUUCUGCUUUGAAUGCAGCAUGCUGUACAAUGUACUUGGCAAACUGUGAAAUUCCAGUCGUUCGUGGACGCAUUGUUUUUGUUAUGUGUGUGGAUGUAA